This is a messenger RNA of Parnassius apollo (apollo), 1929 nucleotides long. NCBI's taxonomy places the organism in Eukaryota, Metazoa, Arthropoda, Insecta, Lepidoptera, Papilionidae. The record is from the annotation of a GenBank genome assembly.
AUGGUUUUAUCUUAUCAUAAUGGUGUUUGUUUGGAGGAGAAAGUGUCGUGUGAAAUCAGAGAGUGGCCUUCAAUGAUGUGGAAGAAGUGGAUUGUGCAAGCAACAGCGGCAGUACUUACGGCACGAAGUCCAUAUCUGGUCCGUGCAGCUGCCUUCGUGUUAGUCAUCACUAUUUUUACUAGUGGUGGCGCCUAUGGCGCAGACCUGGUGAUCGAGAUCCCGGCGUCGGGCGCGGGCGCGGACGCGGCGGGCGCACGCUACCGGCUGGACUACUCGCCGCCGCACGGCUCGCCCGCGCCCAACUUCACCGUGCCCGCGCGCGCCUCCACCAUCAACUUCCAGGGCCUGCCCGGCACCAAGUACCACUUCAUGCUCUACUACUCCAACGCCACCUUCGCUGACCUGCUCACUUGGAACCAGACCAUCGUCACCGCACCGGAGCCACCAACGAAUCUGAACGUGACGCAGGGUCGCAACAAGAAGACAAUCAUCACUUGGUCCCCGCCCGCGCACGGAGACUACACCGGCUUUCGGUUUAAGGUGAUCCCGCUGACUGAGGCCCGUGAGGGCGCUCGCAAUAUCACGGUGGAAGGGGGCAACGGCAGCUACGUGGUGCGAGACCUGGCCCCAGGUGCCACCUACCAGCUGCACGCCUUUACGCUGCUACACGACAAGGAGAGCGCCGCGUACGCCUCGCGCAACUUCACCGUCCGUCCGAACACGCCGGGCAAGUUCAUCGUGUGGUUCCGCAAUGAGACCACGCUGCUGGUGCUGUGGCAGCCUCCAUACCCACCUGGAGCCUACACGCACUACAAGGUGUCGAUUGAGCCACGGGACGCGCGGGACUCCGAGCUGUAUGUAGAGAAAGAAGGCGAGCCUCCCGGACCUGCACAGGCCGCAUUCAAGGGGCUGGUGCCGGGGCGCGCGUACAACAUCUCGGUGCAGACAGUGUCGGAGCCCGAGCUAUCGGCGCCCACCACGGCGCAGUACCGCACCGUGCCGCUGCGCCCGCGCAACGUCACGCUGGAUCCCCGGAUGCUGCGCGAGCGUUCCUUCCGCGUCUCCUGGUUGCCGCCCACCGACCACAGCGAGUUCGAGAAGUACCAAGUGUCGGUGGCGCUGGCGGAGACCGGUGGCAGUGGCGGGGGUGGUGGUGGGGGCGGUGGGGCUCGCAGGCUGGCGCCCGUGGUGCGCGCGCGCGACGAGCCCACCACCGCCGCCUUCGAGGGCCUGGAGCCCGGCGUGCACUACACCGUCACCGUCAAGACCAUGUCCGGCAAGGUCACCUCUUGGCCCGCAGCCGCGGACUUUACCCUCAAGCCGUUGCCGGUGCGCUCGCUGCGCUGGCACGAGACGGGCGAGGGGGAGGGGCGGACUGAGGGAGGGGGGAGGGGUAGUGGCGCACUGCUGGUUAGCUGGGAGCCCGCAGACGGCAGCACGCAGGACGAAUACAAGGUGUCGUACUACGAGACGGACCCCGCGCAAGGUGACAGCAAUUCGUUGAACACACCCAAUACCAACGUCACACUUGAGGGUCUAUUGCCGGGGAGGAAUUACACCAUUUCGGUGCAUGCGGUAUCUCGCGGCGUGGAGUCGAACGCCACGCGCGUGUGGGCGGCGCGCCGCCCGCUGGCACCCGAACUGCGCGCCGCGCCGCCAGCCCCCGCGCCGCCCGGCCACACGCCGUCCGCCCUGCACCUCGCCUGGCGCGCGCCGCCCGCCUCGCGCCAGAGCGCCUUCCGCCUGCGCUACCGCCGCACCGACCCCAAGGACGAAUACCGCACGCUGGAAACGAGCGACACAAACGCAACGCUAGAAGAUCUGUUCCCGGGCACAGUGUACGAGAUACAAAUAGCCGCGAUCAGUCACGGCUUGCAAAGCGAUUGGUACACCAUACUCGAACCAGUCCGUAAGUCUUGCACCAUAUAG